This is a messenger RNA of Monoraphidium neglectum, 1485 nucleotides long. RefSeq lists its product as hypothetical. Gene Ontology annotation, biological process: protein phosphorylation. The record is from RefSeq and is a predicted model, not a curated record. The coding region runs from base 1 to 1485 and encodes 494 amino acids. The transcript has 12 exons. NCBI's taxonomy places the organism in Eukaryota, Viridiplantae, Chlorophyta, Chlorophyceae, Sphaeropleales, Selenastraceae. Gene Ontology annotation, molecular function: protein kinase activity.
AUGUCGAGCUUGUUCGGCGCCAGCGCGGGCAGCUGCAGUGCAGCUUCCCUCUCGGGCCUCCACGGCGUGAGCGCGGCGUCGGCCUCGCUGGCGCCGCUGUCGCUGACGUCAUCUGAUCGGCGCUCGGCAGGCGCGGCGCCGGCGCCGCUCGCGCGGCCGCCGGACAUGGGGCUGCUGCGGGCGGUGCUGCUGCAGGUGGCUCAGGCGAUGCACUUUCUGCACUCAAACGGGAUCGUGCACGGGGAGUUGCGGGCGGACAACGUACUGCUGACGCGCAGCGUGUCUGCCGCAACAGGCAAGGAGCCAUCGCAGCAGCAGCAGCAGCAGCAGCAGCAGCAGCAGCAGCAGCAGCAGCCACAGCAGACAGGCCCCGCCCCCAGCCCCGACCCCAGCGCCGGCCCCGACCCAGGCGCCGCCCCGCCCGGCGCGUCGGAGGCGAGCGCGGCGAGGCGGGCGGCGCUGGCGGCGGCGUCGGCGCUGCCUGGUGGCGCGGCCGCGAAGCUCAAGGACGUCGGCCUGUGCACCCUGGUCGCCGCCGAGCGCAGCUUCGCGCUGCGGAAGCUGGCGGGGCGCAUGCGGAUGCACGUCGUGUCGUGGCUGCCGCCAGAGUGCCUGAGGGGGGAGGCGAUCGGGCGCGGCGCCGACCCCGCCUACCAGGAGCUCAGCAGCGCGCCCGCCAGGAUGCUGGAGGCCAUCGCACACGAAGGCGUGCGCCCCGUCUUCCCAGAGGCCACCCCGCACUGGCCGGACGGCCUCAGCGCCGGCGGCUACCACGUUGUUGGGCAGAAGGGCGGCCGCCACGGCCUGUGCGGCGACCCUGCAGACGACGGGAAGCAGCAGUUCAUGCGGCCAGGCCCCAUCCAGGGUGCGGAUGGUCGAGGGGCAGGCGGCCUGAAGCUGGGGGUGACUAGGGAACGGGCGGGGCUGGCGGAAGAGGUGUACAAGUCUGGCUCGACAAUUGAGAUCCACGUGAUGAUCACCACCAAUCACUACGGCCGCUUCAACUUCAACGUGUGCCCCCUGUCGGCCAAGACCGAGAAGGAGUGCAUCGCCCUGCAGCGGCCUGACGGCAAGGGCGACACCUGGGACCUGCCCAAGGUUGUCGAGGGCAGCCGCUUCAACGGCGGGUCUCUGGGAGAGAACCUGCGCCCGGCCGAGGUUUGGAGCAACUUCCGCUGGUACCGCCAGCCGCACGUGGACUGCGGCUACUGGAAGUGGUGUACCCGCUUUGAGGGGACCCCUGUGUACGCGGUGAAGUUCAAGCUGCCCCCCGGCUUCAAGUGCGACAAGUGCAUCCUGCAGUGGCACUACGUCACCGGCCACAAGUGUCACCCCCCCUGCCUCAAGCGCGAUCGGUACUACCCCGACUGCCGGCGCAACCCCAAGUAUGCUGGUACCUACCUGUCAAGCAUGGCCUACUGCGGGGAGCCGGGCACGCCGCAGCCAGAGGAGUUCUGGAACUGCGCGGACAUCAAGAUCCUGUAG